UUGGAUUAUUACCAGGGCUUGAAGCUCAUCCUUUCCAGAUGGCAACUUUUGUGGCACAAGGAGAAGCCAGGAGGAAACCCGCCCCAAAGUGGCUGAGCUGACAGGCCUGGCCAAGAGCGACUUAAAGGCCUUCACCCACCUGGGCUGUGUGGAGCAUGCGAGGGUUGAACUGCUGUUCAGACAAGCGGGGCUUGUUGGAUCAACAGCAAAGGCAGAGGGAGAGGUGAUGUCAACCUCAGAAGGACUCAGUGACCCAGACUCCAGUUGGAUAGAAGGAGGGUGUUAUUUCUUCUUUUGUUUAUCUGAUUGUCGUAUUGAGAAGAGGCAUCGCCUAAAGGGAAUUGUGCUGGGUGGACACACCCGUGGUGAUGUCAACCUCAGAAGGACUCAGUGACCCAGCUCCUGGACCCACCGGCUCCUCUGCGGCCCCCACUGCAGGCAGCAGGGUCAGCAUCCCGGAUGUAAUCCGGAAGAAGCGGGAUGGGGAGAAGCUGGAGGAGGAGGAAAUUUGGCACUUUGUCCAGGCCGUGACCAGGAGGACCAUGCAAGAUGGGCAAAUCGGGGCGAUGCUGAUGGCCAUCAGAUUACGGGGAAUGACGCCUGAUGAGACUCUGGUGCUGACCCGGGCGAUAGCUACAUCAGGGAGGGUCCUGGAGUGGCCUGAGGAAUGGCGAGGGCUCCUGGUGGACAAGCACUCCACUGGGGGAGUGGGUGACAAGGUCAGCCUGCCUCUGGCACCAGCAUUAGCUGCAUGUGGCUGUAAGGUGCCCAUGGUCAGUGGCCGAGGACUGGGCCACACUGGCGGCACACUAGACAAGCUGGAGUCUGUGCCUGGCUUCCUGGUCUCUCAGAGCCCAGAACAGAUGAUGCAGAUCUUGGAGAAGGUUGGCUGCUGCAUUGUGGAGCAGAGUGAAGAGCUGGUCCCAGCAGACAAGGUCCUCUAUGCCCUGAGAGACGUCACCGCCACAGUGGACAGCUUGCCCCUCAUCACAGGCUCCAUCCUGGGCAAGAAGGCUGCAGAGAAGAUCUCUGCCCUCGUGCUGGAUGUGAAGUUUGGCAGCGCCGCCCUUUACCCCACCCUGGAGAGUGCCCAGCAGUUGGCUCAGAGCCUGGUGUCAGUUGGAAGCCAGCUAGGGAUAUGCACAGCGGCUGUGCUCACCAAGAUGGAUGGGCCCUUGGGGUGCCGAGUGGGAAACUCCUUGGAGGUCCUUGAGUCUUUGGAGUGCCUGGAAGGACGAGGACCUGGAGAUCUCCGUGAGCUGGUGACCACACUAGGGGGAAUCUUACUGUGGCAAUGUGGGAGGGCCAGCUCCAUGCCCCACGGCGCUACUCACAUUGCCAAAGUGCUGGAUGAUGGUUCUGCUCUGAGUACCUUUCGGGCCAUGCUGCAGGCGCAAGGGGUGGAGGCUGAGGUGGCCCGUGCCCUGUGUGCUGGGACACAGGAGGAGCGCUUCCAGGUGCUGAGGCGAGCCCAGUCCCAGGAGGAGCUGGUGGCCCAGCAUGAAGGGACAGUUCAGCAGAUCUUCGCCCUUCCCAUUGCUCAGGUGUUACAUGGUCUGGGAGCCGGCCGCACCCAGGAGGGGCAAUGGAUCAAUCACCGAGUGGGAGCUGAGUUGCUGGUCUCGGUGGGGCAGCGAGUGAGGAAAGGAGAUCCAUGGAUCCGGAUCCACUAUGAAAACCCAGAGCUGAGUGAUGCUGACCGACGCAACCUGCAGGGGGCCCUGAUCCUGGAAGAUUCUGAGCCCUUUGCUCCUGGCUCAAAAGUGGCGAAGACGAUUCUCCCACAAAAAGUGACUGGCUUGGUGGUGGAGGUGGGGGUUAGAUAAACAGCAGCAGGGCUUGGGGGACUAAACAGGGUCACCCCACCGGCCACUGUCCCUGCUUUUUAAAAUCAACUCGUUUGAAAUGUGGUGUUGGAGGAGAGCUUUGCACAUACUAUGGACUGCGAAAAAGACAAAUAAUUGGGUGUUAGAACAAAUUAAACCAGAACUGUCACUUGAAGCCAAAAUGAUGAAACGGAGGUUAUCCUACUUUGGACACAUAAUGAGAAGACAUGAUUCACUAGAAAAGACAAUAAUGCUGGGAAAAACAGCAGGGAGUAGAAAAAGAGGAAGGCCAAACAAGAGAUGGAUUGAUUCCAUAAAGGAAGCCACAGACCUGACCUUAUAAGAUCUGAUCAGAGUGGUUCAUGGCAGAUGCUCUUGGAGGUCCUUGAUUCAUAGGGUCGCCAUAAGUCGUAGUCGACUUGAAGGCUCAUAACAACAACAACAAACAGACUUGGAAUGGGCAGCACUUAAUCUUUGACUGAACUCAUAAGCCAGGAUGUGAAAAUCUGAUUUUUUCAAUAUCCCACCUGCACUUUCCCUUAGACAGAUGGCAAAAAGCACAUUUUGUUGUUGCCAAAUUUAAGUUGCCAAAAUCACAUGAAACCGGGUGUAGAGGGAACAUUUGUAGGGAAGAAUUUGGGGGCAAUGCAGAGGGUUUAUUUGUCAUCUUUCAACUCCGCUUAGGAGACUUUCAACCCUCUGGUAUUUAGAUAACACUAAGAUAUCAGCUAACUAGGUGAUAUAAGGUCUGUUGUGACAAUAAAAUGAGCCUCCUGAGCUUCACUGCGGGUUCUGACAGAUUCUUUAAAAAAUAAAAACUAGUUUAUUUCAAAAUACUGUAUGAGAACAUAGAACAGGGGUAGCCAAGGUGGCGCCCUCCAGAUGUUUUGGACUACAAAACAGCCUCAUUCAGCAUGGCCAAUGGCCAGGGAUGGUGAGAGUUGUAAUCCAAAAUGUCUGGCGGGCACCAGGUUGGAGGAGGCUGGGCUAGGUUGCGACAGGAGGCUUAUCCUGUCUGCUAGGACCGUUAGACAAAAAAGGGUUGGCAGGUAAGGAAAAGCCCCUCUCCCCCCAAAAAAGACUGCCACAGGGCCCGAAAGGUCUUCUGAACCCAGUCACUUUAGCAUGUUGGGUGUCCAACCCGGGGUGCAAAUGUUAAAUAAAAAAGCAAUUCUGACA
Molecule: messenger RNA, 3005 nt
Organism: Rhineura floridana
Lineage: Eukaryota; Metazoa; Chordata; Lepidosauria; Squamata; Rhineuridae
Gene: TYMP
Product: thymidine phosphorylase
Exons: 13
Coding region: 369-1826 (485 amino acids)
Biological process (GO): pyrimidine nucleoside metabolic process; pyrimidine nucleobase metabolic process
Cellular component (GO): cytosol
Molecular function (GO): pyrimidine-nucleoside phosphorylase activity; 1,4-alpha-oligoglucan phosphorylase activity
Source: RefSeq, a predicted model, not a curated record